This is a messenger RNA of Antechinus flavipes (yellow-footed antechinus), 1434 nucleotides long. RefSeq names its product C-C motif chemokine ligand 26 (gene CCL26). Gene Ontology annotation, biological process: positive regulation of GTPase activity; cellular response to tumor necrosis factor; immune response. Gene Ontology annotation, molecular function: chemokine activity; CCR chemokine receptor binding. Gene Ontology annotation, cellular component: extracellular region. The coding region runs from base 910 to 1194 and encodes 94 amino acids. The record is from RefSeq and is a predicted model, not a curated record. Lineage: Eukaryota; Metazoa; Chordata; Mammalia; Dasyuromorphia; Dasyuridae. The transcript is spliced from 3 exons.
UUACAGAGUACCUUGGAAUGAGGAUACCUCAUUGAACAACUUGUACAGAUUUGGUCUAGGUCUUAGUUAAUGGAGUUAGAGGGUUAGGGUCUCUUUCCUCAAUAGCCAAGUUAUAUCAAUUCAAUCUCUGCACCUCUCUCCCACAUAUCCCUCCUCUCUCCACUCACAUGGCAACUCCCUAGGUCCCCAUUGCCUCUUGCUUGAAAUAUUGCAAAAGCCCCCAAUUGAUCUCCCUGCCUUCGGUGGUCUAUAUACCCUAAUCUGUCCCCUCCAUAGUUGCCAAAAUCAUGAUCAUAUUAUUCCUCUGCUCAAAAACACUAUCUAUUUGUGCUUUGGAAAAGACCCUUAGAGGCCGCAUCUUAGAGACUCAGGUUAAAGAAUUUACCCAGACUUCUAGUUCCUAAGUAUCAAAAUCUAGAAUCCAGGUCCCUGGAACUUCCAGUCCAAAAUGUAAAAAACCAAGCUUUAGGAAACAAGCCAGCAAGGCUGGAGUGACUGCUUCGAGUAAAAAAUUGCUUUGGACUCCCCCAUUGUCUUCCUCGGGAGUUUCAAUGACUUUCCAACAGGCCCUUGGCUUAGACAUUGGACAGCACUGGGGAGAAGCAGAGAGGGCAGGCCCCUGAGAUCAUGUGUUUCUUGCUUCCACUCCUUGCAUUCAUUCUAGCAUUUCUCUCUUCUCCCCCUUCCAGUCCCUCCUCUUGAUGGGUACAUCCCCCCUCUGGCAACUCACACCUGCCAGGAACGAAACCCUCCAGCUUAGCGGGAUCAGUGAAUCACCUGGCAUCUUUCUCGACCACAAAAUUCUUAGGAAGUCUCUUCAGGGAGCUUAUUCCCUAAUAAAAAGAAAUUUGGCUGCAGCCUCAGGACUACUAUCCAGCUAAGUGGAAUUUGAAGGCUCAAGGAAGGACCAUGAAAGCCUCCGGGAUCGUUCUGUGUGUCCUUUUGGUUGGGAUUCUCUGCUCCAAAGUCCAGGCUGCCACACGCAGCAACACUGCCAGGCACUGCUGUGAGAAAUACAGCCGCAAACACAUUGCGUGGAAACUUGUACAGACCUAUGAACUGACCAAGAGCAGCUGCUCCCUUUCUGCUGUCAUAUUCACCACCAAAAAAGGACAGAAAGUCUGCGCUGAUCCUGCAGCACAAUGGACUCAGAAAUAUGUGGCUUCCCUGAAAUCCCAGAACAUCCUUACUUAAUCUUGGCUUCCUACUCAGGACUUAAAGGGCUCAGAAGCCCGGCUUCCUGCUCAGUAACCCAGCAGCCCCCCAAAGACCAGAGACCCAUUGCCACAGAUAGACCUGAAGAGUCCUUGGUUUUAUGACUGAGGAGGAGAAUGGACUUGUUUUUUGUUUUUUAUUUUUUACUAUAAAGGAAGUCUUCCUUCCUAGACAAGAGUUGUAACUUAAUAUUAUUAUUAAAUGUUGUUGUCUUCAAAA